This is a messenger RNA of Dacryopinax primogenitus, 2165 nucleotides long. RefSeq names its product CBS-domain-containing protein. Gene Ontology annotation, molecular function: protein binding. Bases 15 to 2066 code for a protein of 683 amino acids. The transcript has 6 exons. The record is from RefSeq and is a predicted model, not a curated record. Lineage: Eukaryota; Fungi; Basidiomycota; Dacrymycetes; Dacrymycetales; Dacrymycetaceae.
CGGAUCCCCCCUGAAUGUCAAGGAUACCCAUUCCGACGCACCACCCCGCGUCCCCCGGUCGUUCGACUUCUCCCUUUCCUGCUUUUCCUUCUGCCCCAUCCCCCCCGCCUCGCGAGCGCACAAUGUCCACCAUAUCUACUCCAACCAGCUCUGUCGCGGAUACGCGUCGCAAGCAGAGCAAACGUGAUGAGGCCAUUCGCAGGAAGAUUGAGGGCGAGCUCGCUAGAAAGCGGACCAUCUCCCUCGCCGGUACCAAAAAGAAGACAGUGAAGAAUGAUGGCCGCAAGGGAACAGUUGCUGCUCUCAAGCCCAGCCCAGCCCUGACAGUGCCUGAAAGCAUAACCGUCUCCGACGCUAGUCAACUGUGUGCUGCGAAACGCACGGAUUGCGUCUUAGUUGUCGACGAUGACGAGGGUCUGAGUGGUAUCUUCACAGCCAAAGAUCUGGCUUUUCGUGUGACGGCCGAAGGAUUGGAUCCUCGCACGACUCCGGUCAGCACGAUUAUGACUCGUAGCCCGAUGGUCACGCGGGAUACCACUAGUGCGACUGACGCACUGCAGCUCAUGGUUUCCCGUGGCUUCCGUCAUUUGCCUGUAUGCAAUGAAGAUGGUAACGUGGUAGGUCUUUUGGAUAUCACAAAAGUGUUCCAUGAGGCCCUGGAUAAAGUUGAACGAGGCUCGUCAGCCUCUCAGAAGCUCUACAGCGCUCUUGAAGGCGUUCAAUCUGAGCUGGGUGACAAUAUUUCGGCGAACCCUCAAGCUGCCGCGAUGCUUGCCUAUGUUGAAGCACUGCGGGACAAGACGGCUCUCCCCGAUUUGACCAGUGUCAUGGAUGCGCGUACCAGACCGGCAAUGGUUUCACCCAAAACGACCGUACGCGAGGCAGCUAAGCUCAUGAAGGAGAGCCGUACCACGUCUGUUUGUGUGAUGGAGAAUACUGGUGCCACAUCACCACCCAAGAUUGUCGGCAUCUUUACCAGCAAGGAUGUUGUCUUACGCGUUAUCGCGGCCGGUCUGGAGCCCAAUCGUUGCAGUGUUGUCAGAGUGAUGACCCCGCACCCCGACGUUGCUCCACCUACGAUGACUAUACACGAUGCCCUUAAGAAAAUGUACACUGGGCAUUACCUCAACCUGCCUGUUGUCGAGGAAGAUGGCCGGCUUGUCGCUAUCGUAGACGUUCUGAAGCUCACAUAUGCGACGUUGGAACAAAUGACCGCCAUGUCUGCACAAACUGACGGCGAGGAACAGCAUACCGGGCCAAUGUGGGGCAAGUUCUUCGAUUCCAUUGCACAUGACGACAACGAAUCUGUGAUGUCCGGGUCCAAUAUUCAGGGAGAGCCCACGUCGCCUGGAUUGCCGCGUUCACCCCCUCUCGUGUCAAACAUGCAUCGUUCCAUUACCAUCUCGGAAGUCUAUCCGCAUGACUCUGCAUCCGUGGUUGACGAUGAUCAGCCCACUCAGAACGGUGCCGCUUCUGCGAUGAUGCCAGCUGAUGCACAUGUGGAGGACGGCACGUACGUCUUCAAGUUCCGAACUCCCAGUGGCAGAACCCAUCGAUUCCAGGCAAGGCAUGAUGGUUACGAGAAUCUGAGAGACAUCGUCUCAAGAAAGCUGGCGCUGGACCCCUUCUUUUUGCGAAAAACAUCGACUAGCGAUGACGAGCAGCUGACGAUGCCAAACCACGAGGAUUUCACUAUCAUGUACAUGGAUAGUGAAGGAGAUUCAGUCACCAUUUCCGCAGACAAUGACGUGGCGGAUGCUGUUCGGGAAGCGCGCUCCAGCAAGCAAGAUCGUGUACUACUGAUCAUUCAGGGCGGCCAUGGCUGGGAAUCGAGUUCUGCUGAAGGCGAGAAGGAAGCAAAAGCUCAGGCCCAAGCUGCAAUGGAGGUUGUCAAAGAGCUGCAGAAGCCAGAUGUCGAGCUGAUGCCCGUGGUGCCAACCCCUGGUUUAGGGAUCACGGAGGACAAGGUCUUUGGAAUUCCUCGAGAUUUACUACUUCCCGCCAGCGUGGGCGCUCUGGCUAUCGCCAUUAUUGGCGUCUUCAUCGUCUCUCGCAUGACAAAAUGAAUGUUCUUGCUCUUUUUAUUCAUGAAUAUCGCUUAAAAUAGCACGCUUCUCUACGAUACUCCAUGAUACCUCGUUCUUGUACUUAUUCGUACCAAGCCC